AAAAUGCAAGAAUUUACAGAUACACCGGUCCUUCAAAUUUUUCUAUUAUCUUUUUGUUUGUUGGGCUGGUGUGCAAGUUAAAAAUCCAAUUUCAGUUAAUUCAAAAGCCCACCAUAGAAAAGUUGUGAGUUUUGGCAGCAGGCCCAAUAAAUAUGGUCAAAAACUCGAAAUAUUGAUUAGUUGAAACUCUAAACCGACCAAAAAACUACUACUACUUUCUUGCAAGAAAAAUUGGAAGUUUGUAAUUAGCAAAUGGCCUCAGAAAAUGGUGAUAAAUGGAGCAAAACAGCUGUUGUUGUCAUAGACAUGCAGAAAGAUUUUAUAGAAGCAGGUGCUCCUAUGCUUGUUAAAGGAGGUGAAGCUAUUGUUCCAAACGUUAUCAAGACUGUUGAGGUUGCAAGAAACCGUGGCAUCCCCAUUAUUUGGGUUGUCCGCGAGCAUGACCCAUUAGGUAGAGAUGUUGAAUUGUUUCGUAGGCAUUUAUACGGUGAUGGGAAACCAAAACCCACAUCAAAGGGUGCUGUGGGAGCAGAACUGGUUGAUGGGCUUGUUAUUCAGGAAGGUGAUUACAAAUUGGUGAAAACUCGCUUCAGUGCAUUCUUUAACACGAACCUUCAUUCAUAUCUUCAGGGCAUUGGCGUUACCAACUUGGUCAUUAUUGGUGUUCAAACUCCAAAUUGCAUACGGCAGACUGUGUUUGAUGCGGUAGCAUUGGACUAUCAACGUGUGACAGUCAUUAUAGAUGCCACAGCUGCUGCUACUCCUGAUAUACACAUUGCGAACAUAUUUGACAUGAAGAAUGUAGGCGUGGCGACCCAUACGUUAGAAGAAUGGUGCCAGUCUUAAGGAGAAAUAGAACUGGUAGCUAAAUGAAGGUGCAAAGAUAUCUUCCACAUGUUAUUGUAAGCUUAGAUGUAAUAGAAAUAAUAUGCGACAUGGUCAGACAUGAUUUCUAUAUUCAUCUGUUGGAUUCAAUCUGUUUGACUGUUUAUUAUUUUCCUUUGCACAUAGGCUGUAUGUUCCUCUAUUCUUAUCCUUCCAAUAUAUCAAAAUUUUCAUUUACAGGGUAA
Solanum dulcamara is the source of this 1070-nucleotide messenger RNA. Its product is annotated as probable inactive nicotinamidase At3g16190. The transcript is spliced from 5 exons. The coding region runs from base 253 to 846 and encodes 197 amino acids. The record is from RefSeq and is a predicted model, not a curated record. NCBI's taxonomy places the organism in Eukaryota, Viridiplantae, Streptophyta, Magnoliopsida, Solanales, Solanaceae.